Gilbertella persicaria is the source of this 1407-nucleotide messenger RNA. Its product is annotated as ubiquitin-2 like Rad60 SUMO-like-domain-containing protein. Gene Ontology annotation, cellular component: septin ring; nucleus. The record is from RefSeq and is a predicted model, not a curated record. The transcript has 6 exons. Gene Ontology annotation, molecular function: protein tag activity; ubiquitin-like protein ligase binding. NCBI's taxonomy places the organism in Eukaryota, Fungi, Mucoromycota, Mucoromycetes, Mucorales, Choanephoraceae. Gene Ontology annotation, biological process: protein sumoylation. The annotation marks the transcript as partial.
UAUGCUCACUUCAUCUUGAUUUGUGUAGCCAUAGCAAUGAUUGCUAAGAGACAAGAUCCAUCCAGGCAAAGCAAAAAAAUAGAGUCUUAUGCUGUUUAUCUUCUGAACCAACGAAAGGCUUUCAUUUGUUCAGUUCUGACUUUAAAAUUAUAAAAUUCUUUUUUUCUCUUCUCUGUUUCUUUUGACAUAAACACCAUGAGUGAUUUCGACAUUACAAACGUUCGAGCACGUAAUUCCUUUCUUGCUUCUUUAAAAAAACGAAAAGCAUUUGGUCUUAAUGAUUCAGAUUCAGAUUCAGAGACUGAACAAGUUCGAAAACUCGAUAGAAAGAAGAAGCACCCAUCUCCACCCAAAGAAAACAAACUAUCCAACACAACACAGAAUAACAAUACGAACAACAAUAACAAAGAUGCGAAUGAUAUGAGCAGGAAUAUACAUGAUGCGAGCGACAACAACAGGGAUACGAAUGAUACAAUCAAUGAACCAGAACCAUUAUCAGACGUAAACCCUUAUCUUAUAUCCACUGGACCUGCACUUGAGCAAAUCAAAGCAUUGUCUAGAUCAGCCAUUCUUCCUAUACCUUCACCACCUUCUACAAACGAAAAAUCUGCUUCUUAUAUCAAUCUUUCGGACGACGAGGCUCAAGAAUUGCCCUCUAUACCUGAUGCUCAGAUUGAGGACCUAGAUCCAGAAUUAGCAGCCCUCUUGGAAAAUUCCCAAAACAAACCAGAAACACAUUCAGAGCCACAAAAGAUUUCUAUCAGGUUACAAUACCAGCACAACUUGGCAGAAUUAAGUGAAAAGAGCAAGUCCCUUGUGGAGAAGCUAAUGAAGCCUAUCAAGAUAAUUAUUAUGGAUAAUGUCCAAUUUCACAAGGUGAUGGACGCCUUUUGUAUGCAUAAAAAAUUAAAAAAAUCGGAAGUGGUAUUGGUCUAUAAUGAAGAAACAGUCUUUUUGAGUGCAACACCCUCAGGUGUUGGUAUGAGUCCCAUUGGCACAAACAACAUGCAGGUCUAUCCAAAGCAUUGUUUUGAUGUCAUGAAGCAACAAAAAGAAAAAGAGAAACAGGAGCGUCUCAAGAGAAUAGCAGAAGCAAAAAAUGAUGACAACGAUGACUUUGAGAUCCCUAAAUUCGAAUCUGACGUACCCACUCAAAAUACAGAGGAAGGCGAAGAUAGAAUUAUCUUGAAGCUAAGAGAAAGUGACAAGAAGGAAGUUUUUUUUCGAAUUAGACCUUCAAGCGUUCUUUCUUCACUUGUCCAAUCUUAUAAAGCAAGGACAGGCAUGGAUUCCAAUACAAAAAUGAUGCUGAUUUUCGAAGGUGAAGAAUUAGAUCAUAAUUUGAAAAUCGAAGACACAGAAUUAGAGCAUGAAGAUAUUGUGGAAGUAAAGAUAGUGUAAAAUAAA